This is a messenger RNA of Thrips palmi, 2862 nucleotides long. RefSeq names its product zinc finger protein 709-like. The coding region runs from base 171 to 2822 and encodes 883 amino acids. Gene Ontology annotation, cellular component: nucleus. The record is from RefSeq and is a predicted model, not a curated record. Gene Ontology annotation, molecular function: RNA polymerase II cis-regulatory region sequence-specific DNA binding; zinc ion binding; DNA-binding transcription factor activity. NCBI's taxonomy places the organism in Eukaryota, Metazoa, Arthropoda, Insecta, Thysanoptera, Thripidae. Gene Ontology annotation, biological process: regulation of transcription by RNA polymerase II. The transcript has 12 exons.
AGAGAGUCUCUGUCUCUCUCGGCACGAGUUUCCUCUCUUCGUAUUCUCUCUGAAUCUCUCUUCAAAAUCCAACAACUUCGAUGAGGCAAGACAGGAAACAUGUUUUAACCUUCUAGCCAUUGCAAUAAAAAAUUUUGUAAUCUUGGCCAUUCAAAGCUGAAAAUUAGAAAAUGGACCACAAUACCACUUAUGCCUGUGUGGAAUAUGAUCUAGGAGAAGAACAACGCUUGGAAGGAAUGUGUCGAGUGUGUGCCUCAUCGAGCUGUGAAUUAACACCUGUAUUUGAUUCUUCUGGUCAAAGCGAAGGGAUUGUCGACCUGAUUAACAAUCAUCUACCUAUUUUGGUUACUCCGACUGACCUCUUACCAAUUACAAUUUGUGCUGCAUGCAUUGAGACUCUAUCCUCAAUCCACAACCUUGUAGAAGUAUGUGUGAAAGCGAAUGAAAAGAUGCAGCAAAUGCUUCAGGAUGUUGAAGUAGACUUCACUGAAGUGAGUUGUCUGGAAAGUUAUGGAGUCCCAAAUGAAGAAGUCUGUGAAUCCUCUUUUAAGCUUGUACCUUCAGUUGAAAGGGAUGAGGAAAAGGAAUUGGAAGUGAACACAUUGAUUGAAGACCAAUUAGUUAAUGUGGAGACAAGUGAAGCUUCUCAGGAUCCACCAAAUGAAUCUUUAAACAGAGAAAAAAAAUUAUAUCGCUGUCUCCAUUGUGACAUGACUGAUAGUAAUGCAUAUUUGUUAUUGCUUCAUCAAAUUAAGUCUCAUCCUGGAAAAUUGUUAAAAUGCAGUGACUGUGACUUUGUGUACAGUGCAGAUCAGAGAAACAAGUAUAAUGAACACUUAAAACAACAUGUCAAAGACCACUCUACAUCAGUAAGACAGCAUGUGUCAGAUAGUUCAGUGCCUAUGCAGAAUUUGGACCUAGAGGACGUUUCGUGUGGACUCAAUGUGGAUGUACAAAACUCUUCAAAACCUAAAGGUAGCACUAAAGUGGUUUCUAAAUCAUACGGCCGCAAGAAGAAUUCCAAUGAUAAAUUGACUUCACCCAAUGGCGUAGUAAGAAACACUGUAAAUGCUGAGGUUCAUUGGCGUUGUGGCUUUUGUGGAAUGAAGGCCAAAUCAAAAAUGGGUUUGAAUAAUCAUUGCAAGCAAAGACACAAAGAACGUGUUGGAAUGGCAUUUUCUAGUUCUGACACACUGGAAUGCUCCAGAUGUAAACUGACUUUUGGAAGUGAAGUUUGGCUUAAAGACCAUCUCUGUCACUCCGUCUUUUUGCCAAAAACAGUUCCUUCUCCAAAGCAACUGACUUGCCUCACAUGCCCUGAAGUGUUUACUGAUGUUAAAGACUUCCGUGAGCACCUCUUGUCGCAUACCAAUUCCGUCAAGUGCCAUAUUUGUGGGGCUCAUUUCCGAUCGCAAGUGCAUCUUCAGCCUCAUCUUCUAAAGCAUGAGAGAAAAAAAUACCUGCAGUGCCCAUAUUGUCCAAGAAGUUUUAAAUUAAGGUCCCGGAUGAAAAUACAUCUAAGAACACAUACAGGAGAAAGGCCAUUUAUGUGUGUCAAAUGUGGAAAACAAUUUUCAACAGAUAGUGGUUUCCGCUUACAUAUGGCUGCACAUGAAGGAAAGAAACGAUAUGUGUGUUCACUGUGUGGUCAAACAUUCAACCGUCCAUCAAACUUAAGAAGACAUGAGACUUCUUGUGGUGGAACUAAAUUGCAAUGCAGCAUAUGCAAGGAAAAAUUCUCAUCCAGAGAAGAAAUGCAUUGCCACAGAGCCAUGCACAGUAAAGAAGAAAAAGAUGCAGAGCAGACCCAGUUAAUCGCUGAUGGUACCUCAAAACAGUUUUCUUGCAAAGUUUGUGGGAUGAAGUUUGAUCGUGUUGUUGAACUGUCACAGCAUAGAAAAGAGUCUCACACUGCAGUAGAAGUUGAAGAAGCUAAGAAAGCUGGUCACGUAGAUGGUGGAGCUUAUGUGUGUCCAAACUGUGGUAAAGAGGUGUACAACAAGAAAAAUUAUGAUAGGCACAUGCUUCUCCAUACUGGCAACACCCAGUAUCAAUGUCAGGAAUGUUCCAACAUCUACUCCACAAAAUUUGCUCUCGAGUACCAUAUGUAUACUCACACAGGUGAACGCCCAUUUAAGUGCGAUUUAUGUCCUGAAGGUUUUAAGACCAGGAUAAGCCAGAAGAUCCACCGAAUGAAGCACACUGGUGAAAAGCCUUACAAAUGCCGCAUCUGUUCAAUGGGCUUUAUCACAGCAGCAAGUUUGCGUCUCCAUCUUGUAACCCAUUCAGACUCUCGAAUGUUUUCAUGCAGUUACUGCCCAGCGACAUUCAAGAGAAAAAAAACCCUUGUCACUCACAUUCGCAUCCACACUGGAGAAAAACCUUAUACCUGUAAAUUUUGUAAUAAACGUUUUACGCAGAAAGGAUCAUGUUCGCAACACGAGAAGACUCACACAGAUAUGAAAAAUUCAAGAGCAGUAGAUAGCGAUAUGCAUGUGACUGUUAUUAAAAACUGGAGGAGUGAUGAUGUUGAAUCUUUUGCCCAAGAUGAAUCAAACAGAAUAGACAUUCUAGUUGCUCAAGAUGGAGGCAAUGCUGCCAAUAGUGCCCAGUGCGAGGAGGUGCAGCACAUGGUUCUCAUUCAGCAAGAUGUGGACUGUGUCAUUGGUGAACCAGAUCUGAUGGAAAUCAGUGAAGAUAUGGUACUUGUUGGCAAAAAACAUGCAAUAAUUAUUGAACAAGAUGGCAUUUUGGCAGAGACCCCGGUGACAGGAUUAAAAGAUGCCAAUUCAGACCCUCAAAUGCCUGUACCUGAUGAAUAAUGUAGUUGAGUAAAAUAAAUGGAAGGAAAUAUAAAUUCUA